UGUGUGACGGUGUCAAAGAGCGAAAGCAGAGGCACAGAAACAAACAGAGGAAAUUGAAAAGCCAUCUUAUCCACUUAUCCCCGUACGCUGGUAAACCAAUAGAAAGCCAUGUGAAGCUUCAAAACCGUCGAAUGCAUAUAAUCAAUUGCCAGAAAACCAGACAUGGCGUCCGUAUUGGGAACUUCUUCUACGGCGAUCUUCGCUUCUCGACUCGGCUCCUCUCCCUCCUCUAGGUCUUCCUUUCCUUCACUCUCCUUAAUUCCAGGGCAGAGCUAUGGGAAGAAGUUCUAUGGAGGGAUUGGGAUUCAUGGUAAGAAGGGGAGGUCUCAGUUUCGUGUUACAGUUACCAAUGUUGCUACUGAAAUCAACUCUGUUGAACAGGCUCAGAAACUUGGUUCUAAAGAGACCCAGAGGCCGGUGUAUCCAUUUGCUGCAAUUGUAGGUCAGGAUGAGAUGAAACUAUGCCUUCUGUUAAAUGUUAUUGAUCCUAAGAUUGGUGGUGUUAUGAUCAUGGGCGAUAGGGGAACAGGGAAAUCUACAACUGUUAGAUCCUUGGUUGAUUUGCUUCCUGAAAUCAAGGUAGUCUUUGGUGACCCAUACAACUCUGAUCCAGCAGAUCCGGAGUCCAUGGGAAUAGAAGUCAGAGAGAGUAUUUUGAAAGGGGAAGAACUUCCAGUUGCGCUUACGAAAAUCAACAUGGUUGAUUUGCCAUUGGGUGCUACAGAAGAUAGGGUCUGCGGGACAAUUGACAUUGAGAAAGCUCUCACAGAGGGUGUUAAGGCGUUUGAGCCUGGCCUGCUUGCGAAAGCUAAUAGAGGAAUUCUUUAUGUAGAUGAGGUUAAUCUUUUGGAUGACCAUCUAGUGGAUGUUCUUUUGGAUUCUGCUGCUUCAGGAUGGAACACAGUGGAGAGAGAAGGAAUUUCCAUUUCUCAUCCAGCACGAUUUAUUCUUAUCGGAUCAGGCAAUCCGGAAGAAGGAGAGCUCAGGCCUCAGUUGCUUGACCGGUUUGGAAUGCAUGCACAAGUGGGAACCGUAAAGGAUCCAGAACUUAGAGUGAAGAUUGUAGAGGAGAGAGCCCAGUUUGACAAAAAUCCCAAGGAGUUUAGGGAUUCUUACAAGGCUGAGCAAGAUAAGCUGCAAAGCCAAAUUGCCUCAGCUAGGAGCUCUCUUUCCAGCAUUCAGAUUGAUCGUGAUCUAAAGGUAAAAAUCUCCAAGGUUUGUUCAGAGCUGAAUGUAGAUGGAUUGAGAGGUGACAUAGUGGCUAAUAGAGCUGCAAAAGCUUUGGCUGCCCUGAAGGGUAAAGAUAAAGUAGCUGCGGAGGAUAUUGCCACAGUCAUUCCUAACUGUUUAAGACACCGUCUUCGCAAGGACCCUUUGGAGUCUAUUGACUCAGGGUUACUUGUCAUUGAGAAAUUCUAUGAGGUUUUUAGUUAAAUGAGGUGUCACUCAUCCCCCUUCUUUUUUUCCCCCUCGGAACAUGUUGCCCUUGAUUUUUUAUGAUUAGUUUUCUCUCGUUUACAUGCUCACCGUCUUAUGUUUACCGUGAUAUCAAUGAUAACCCCGUCAUGACUAGAGUGAUCAUUCUAGGCUCAUGAUCCAUGGACGUUGUAGUAGAUUUCACUAUUUCAGGGAGAGUUAUCAAGCUAGCAGACUCAUCUUUCUCUAUAAGUUUACUGCUUUUUUGGUAUGGAUACCACUGUAUUCAGUUUUACUAUUGGAAACCAUGAUUGAUGAAGAAUCGGUAUAAUGUGAAUGUCCUCCUCCUCUGGUA
Tripterygium wilfordii is the source of this 1771-nucleotide messenger RNA. RefSeq names its product magnesium-chelatase subunit ChlI, chloroplastic-like. Gene Ontology annotation, biological process: chlorophyll biosynthetic process. Lineage: Eukaryota; Viridiplantae; Streptophyta; Magnoliopsida; Celastrales; Celastraceae. Gene Ontology annotation, molecular function: ATP hydrolysis activity; ATP binding; magnesium chelatase activity. The coding region runs from base 163 to 1434 and encodes 423 amino acids. Gene Ontology annotation, cellular component: chloroplast stroma. The record is from RefSeq and is a predicted model, not a curated record. The transcript has 3 exons.